Messenger RNA from Ostertagia ostertagi, 141 nucleotides. The record is from the annotation of a GenBank genome assembly. Lineage: Eukaryota; Metazoa; Nematoda; Chromadorea; Rhabditida; Trichostrongylidae.
AUGUACAUGCGACGAAAAUGCCAGCAUUGCCGCCUCGAGAAAUGCAUGCGAAUCGGAAUGAGAUCAGAGUUGGUCAUUCCGGAGGAGCAAUGUCCGAAUGAAGCGAGAAGCAAAACUUCGUCAGAGAUCAAACCCUCGUGA